This is a messenger RNA of Pelmatolapia mariae (spotted tilapia), 6872 nucleotides long. RefSeq names its product monocyte to macrophage differentiation-associated (gene mmd). The coding region runs from base 456 to 1316 and encodes 286 amino acids. The record is from RefSeq and is a predicted model, not a curated record. Gene Ontology annotation, molecular function: pore-forming activity. NCBI's taxonomy places the organism in Eukaryota, Metazoa, Chordata, Actinopteri, Cichliformes, Cichlidae. Gene Ontology annotation, cellular component: membrane. The transcript has 7 exons.
GCCAUAAACUGUGCCAUUGUCAGUAUUUUAACUGUCAACCAAAAGUGACACAUGCCUCUGCAGGAUCCCGCCCAGCUGAGGUCUGAUUGGUCGUUUUCCGACGUCGUUGCUCUUCAUUGGCUCAUGCCGUGCCACUCAGCAUCUCACCACUGCUGUGACUCUGUGCUGCUCAAAAAGAAAUCAUAUUUUUUGUAGAGCGGAUCAGCGGGGAGCAGCUCGUCUUUGGCCGGCGGGGUUGCUUAUUUGCGGGGGUGUUUUUAGUUUGUCUUGGCUGCCAGGGGGUGCUUAUGGAUCUUUAUUGCGUAAAGAAGAGGCAGUGAGUCAGUAUUUGCUGCAGAAUGGUACUACGAAAAAGACUAAAAUGGUGCCUUUGCAGCAGGGGUAUUAAUUUUGCCGGUGCCUUGUAGCCGUAGUGCAAGUUAGCUUAUGAACAGCAGAACGUAGCCGACUAGCUAAUGCUAGGCCUUUCGUUUCCUUUGGCUUGUCAGGACAGUUUAUUGUUUUAUCCCUCCCUCUUUAAAGCUGGGCUUUUGCUCUUUAUUUUGCUGGCUGUGGUCCAUUUUUCGUUGCUUCCCGCGGUUAAAAAAGACACCGGAAUGAAGCGUGUGAACAGCUUUCAGAGGUUCAUGAACAGACGGGCCUCUGCAAACUGCCGCUACCAGCCUACCUGCUAUGAGCAUGCUGCAAACUUUUACACCCAUGCACUCCUCAUUGUGCCAGCAUUCGUGGGGAUGACGCUGCUGCACUGUCUGUCGGACAACCGCUGGGAGAGGAUCACGGCCUGGGUGUACGGCAUGGGCCUGUGUGCCCUCUUCCUCGUCUCCACUGUGUUUCAUAUCAUCACCUGGAAGAAGAGUCACAUGAGGUCAGUGGAGCACUGCUUUCACAUGUGUGACAGAGUGGUCAUCUAUUUCUUCAUUGCUGCCUCCUACACACCUUGGUUGAACCUGCGUGAACUGGGCCCCCUCGCAGGACACAUGCGCUGGUUUGUGUGGCUCAUGGCUGCUGCUGGAACCAUUUAUGUCUUCAACUACCAUGAAAAGUAUAAACUCGUUGAGCUGGCCUUCUAUUUGACGAUGGGAUUUUUUCCCGCAUCUGUGGUGACAUCAAUGAGCAACACAGACGGUCUUCAGGAGCUGGCCUGUGGAGGACUCAUCUACUGCCUCGGUGUCUUCUUCUUCAAGAGCGAUGGCGUCAUCCCAUUCGCCCACGCCAUCUGGCACAUGUUCGUGGCGCUGGCGGCGGCAGUGCACUACUACGCCAUCUGGAAGUACCUCUACAACGCUCCCAGCUCAGACACCCUCCUCGACUCGUGACCGCGACCCCGGACAGGGCGCUUCCCGUCCCGCCACCCUCGUGCUCUCGAGCCGAGCGCGGGGCGACUCCCUCGACUGCCCUCUGAAGCUGCAACGACAGCCGUAAGGUUUACGAAAACAAUGACCGUGAAUUGUUUACUGUUUUCUAACAAGGAAAACAGAUUUUUAAGCCAAUGAACAAAAGCUACUUUAUAGCUGUUUUGUAAAAAUAAAAAAAAUCCUUUGACAGUGAGGAAGGGAAUUUUGAACUUUUACACUUGCUGUUGACCUUGGCACAUUCAUAAGUAUUUGAAAGAGUAUUUGAGAAAUUUGAUAGCCGUCUUUUGUAUCACUUGAAGUCAGUCACAUUCCACUUUGGGGGUUACUUGAGUGUCAAAACUCGGAGAUUGAUCAGUUUCAGUGUUUUGAACAUGAGGGAGGAUAUCGAAUGAGGUGCUAAAUAUCCGCUCUGAUCAGUAGCUCUUAUAUGAUGUUAUAUCAGACGUUAGUGUUAAUGUAGGAGCUGAAUUUAACUUUUAUUUAACAGAAGCCAAAGGUCUGUAAUGUUGUCUAAACUGAAGCAUUUCUUCAAAUGGAAAACUGAUGUAAACUUGAUCAAACAAGAAGCAAAGUAGUGAUCUAACCACAUGUUCAAUGCCAAACAAGCCGACAUUGAAAACUCUUCUCAGUAGUUACACAUGUACAGUGUGUAGAGCCGCUCAGUGCUUCAGUGUAUUCUGCUGGUAACGUUUUGUGAACACAUGGAGAUGUUUUUUUUUUUUUUUUUUGCUUUCUGUAAAGUUACAGUGAUGUUUUAAAUCCAUCUGAUUCACAUUUGCACUUUUUUUUGGUCUAAUGCACAGCGCUUUGUUUCUGUGACCAGAUGCAGUUUUCAGAGAACCACUGUUUCUUUUCUAAGUAGUUGGCGCCCCCUGCUGGUGGGCAGGCGUAAUGAAAGCGAUUCAUGCUAUUUCAGUUUGACUCAGGCAAGGUGGGAUUUUUGGUAAUGAGCCAAACCAUGAGAGAAAAAUCAGGUGAGGUGGGUAAAAGAGACAGAAUUAUUUUUUCCCACUUUCUCUGUAAUGUGAACAGUGUUUGUAUGCACGACCUUUGUACUGUGGUCCAGUAUUACAUUUGUUUCCACUGACUGCUCAGGUUUGAGCAGCGUUCCCGUCUGCAGUCUUUGGAAUGGUCUGAUCAGUGGGGAAAUCCUCGUGUUCCUGUCUUUGUCUCAUGCUGCUGGUUUUGUAAAUUAGCUUCACGGCUCCUGAUUUGUACAGUUAUAAUCCUGUUGCUUUCCUCUUAGUGAUGUCUGGAGCUGAAUGAUUUUUUUUCUCCAAAUGAUUUCCUUAACCACUGUUUUGUAAUGUUUGUAUAUUCUCUUCUUUGCUCUGUUAAUGACGUGCUCCUGGCCUUUGCAGGGGAAACAAAAUUCUUCUCAUAUCUUCUGUUGGCUGUUAACGGUGCUGCAUAACCAUGAAUGCUUCUCCACCUUUCUGAUGUGAGAAUAAAAAACGAGUAAACCCUACGUCUGCAUCUCUUUCAGGUUUUCUCCUAAAUUCACUUUGCACUGACUGUGCAGCUCUCAUUAGACGCUCAAUACAAAAGAAACUAGAAUCUGCCUUUAUUGAGUUUCUAAGAGGAUUUAGACGAGCACAUCUCAGGCUCUUCAUUUAGACUGCUGCUGGGUUUUUUUUAAUAUCCCUCUACAACAGAUAAAUAUGUAAUUCUGCUUUAAAAAAAGCCCCAGAGUCUGCAUAAUUAUCAGUUAUAUAAUAUUCAGUGCUAAUGUCACAACUUUUACUUCUUUGUGCUACAAAUAUAUUUUUGGUAGUGAGUAUCAAGCCUAAUUUAUACACUUAAGCGUAUUAAUUUAAUCUUUUAUGAUCAUAAUUUUAAAAAGAUUCAAAAGCCGUGAAGUCACUAACCCUUCAAAGAAAAGGCCCUGAAGCACGAAUCCAAACAGGAUUCAGUAUUCGGUGUGAUAUUUACAUUACUUUGUGUUUCUUUCAAUAACCAUAGGAUAAUUGUGUUUUUUUUUAGACACAAAGCAUCAUUUCUCUUCACACAAAGCAGGAAAUAUCUCUGAGGUUACCAUCCUGUGAUCCCAAUGGUCCAUCUACUGGGUGAUUUACAUUCCCACCCUCACCUACAGCCACGAGCUGCAGCUAUUGACCCAAGGAAUCAGAUCGUGGCUCGAAGAGGAUGAGUUGAGCCUCCGCCGAUGAGUGUCUGCGACUAUGGGACAAGAAGGCUGGUCGUUCAGGAAGUGCUCAGAGUGGAGUCUCUUUUUUUUGGCCUUUUUCAGCUUUAUUAGAUAAGUGAAGAAACGACAGGAAAACGAGGACAGACAUGUAGCAAAGGGCUGCGGGUCGGACUCGAACCCGGGCCGGCUAUGGCAUGUGGGCACCCCCUCAACGCACCCAGUUAAACCGGCACCCCAUAGUGGAAACUAAACACAUUAAGGAAAAACUGUUGCACUUUACAGAACAUUCUUCAGAUUAAGUAAAUGAAGGAUGUAUAAGCUCACACAGCACGUAUUGAGUGCUUUUGAAGAGAAGAUUGAUGUGCAGUUCAAUUUAAAGACUACUCAUCCAUCAAAAGUAUAUUGUUCUAGUUUUAUUUUAAUAAAUAUUUAACUGAUUGAGUUAAUUAGUUUCUCAGUUUUACUGGAUUUUCAGGGUAGUUACUGGGUCAUCAUGGACCUUCAGGCUAAGGCUUCCUGUUUUGUGUGCCAGUUUUUUUUAAUAAGGAUGCUGACACAAAGAAAAAAAAGCAAAUUCAUUGUCACAGAACUGUUCGCAGCCUGCUCAAAUGUGAUUGGUCAACAAUCACGUCCCUGUCUGAUGCUUUUCAUGUCAGGCACAAAGAAGCUGUAAAAGUCAUCAGAAAACAUGUUUUUAAUAACGAGUCUGACCCAGAGUUCAGUGCCACACGGACUCUUACCAAAUGUCUGCGAUCUUUUGUAAUCGGGCAGAAAAAUACGACAAAGCAGAAAAGCACUGGGAUUUUAUUAGACACUACAAUGUACAGAGACAGAGAGGCUGAGGGCUGAACAGCACAAGUAAAUGUUAUGCAUCCAUUCCAUGACAAGCAAGACCGAGUACUCCUUUAAGCCGCACACUCUGAAACAGUCUUUUGGUGUUGCCAUGAAUACAAUGGUUACAAUUCUGGUGUAAUGUCCAAAAUAAGAAAUGAGAGUUAUUAGUAUAUAUAAUGUGUAGAUAUUUUAAUGCACUAAGAAGCCCUUCAGUGCAGAUCUGAACCUAUCCGAGUGGUGCUGCGAUGAAAACUUUACAUUGCUGAGAGACUGGGAAACAGUCGGUGUAUUCAAGGCACUGGAAUAGACUCAGGAUUAUGGUUAACAUUUCCGGGUGAGGUAGUGAAAUCACUUGACAGUGAGGUCAUUUUGGGAUACACGUGGAUUCAUUAUUGGCUUUUUCCUGUAUUUAUAUAUACACGCACGGCAUACGAUUUCACAGAAAGGUGCUCCAGAGAUUCUGGAGGCAUCGUUCCAGUCUUUACCGCAAACUCUGUUUACGCUCUCCCGUGUGGCUGUGCAGCUAAGAUGAAAAGAACAAAAUGGAAAUUCCCGACUAAAAUUUCAACACGUCGACACAAAGAUAACAAGUCACGGGAUGCCAGUAAGAAAAUAAAAUCAUUUACUCAAAUCAAAGUUCUGUUUACCAAUUAUAGAGAUUUACUUAUUUUCAAAAUGCAAAUAGAUAAAUUAGACUUUAACCUUUUUUUUAUGUCAACUAAAAUGUGAGUUGUGUUAAAAACGCAGGACUGUAACAUUAUUCAUGUGGAAAAUGCCAUACAUGCUGGAUUACAUGAAUAAUUCCAUAUUUGGGAAUAUCAUCUCCAAUACUCCAGCACAUAAAAUCACAAACGGAGUUUAUUACAUGUAGAAAAACAAGGAUAAGGACGAAAAAUGUGGUGGGUGGUGAUUUUGUUACCAGGUGAUCCAUUGCAGAAAAAAAUCUGCAAAGGGGGGGACAAAAUCAGGUGUUAACCAAUUCCAUAAAUAAUUUCAUUUUAAUGCUGGCACAUCUGAACUUCCAUACAAAUGAGCUGAAGCUUCAGCAUUGGACUGAAUGCUAGGAAAUUUCUACACUACAACAACGUUGUAGAUCUUCACUGUCAGCCUUUGUUUAAAGAAGAAGAAGAAAAAAAAGCUUCUCAGUGUCCAUCACUCAGGUUCGGGACACGCUACAAAGUGCAUUGGCCAAAGGAACCAAUCACACGGAGCAGCAAGAGUAACCAGCGACAGAUUUCCCUUCCUUCAUAGUAACUUCAUCCCAUCGAAGAAGAAAACCAACGAGCUGUGUGAAGCGUUUCAUUAUGUAGCAGGAAAUUCAAUUAAAAGCUUGCUCACGGGCAGCUUCGGAUCCCCGGGGAAGCUGUGACGCUAACCGCGGUGAACGCGUGCGGGCCCAAAUCUCUCUUCUGAACCGCAUUUGCACCGUCUGCUUCUUUUGAGUUACAUGAGAUUAAUAUGGGAGCCUAAACGUGGCACCUACACAAGCCAGAAUGUCAUAAUAAUAACGAUACUAAUAAUGCCCGGGAGCUUUUUGGGUGCCGCUGGAUGUCCACAAAUCUCUGUAAAUCUACCACAUCCUACCUGUUACAGAAUAUCAAAAUACCACUAUAUGCAUUUGUCUUUGAGUUAUACAUUUGUAUUCUUUAAUUAUUUUCUGGAUCUGUUGUGCCUUUAAAAUACAUAGUUCAGUAAUGUAUAGGAAAAAUACUGUACAAAAAGAACAACUUAUAGAAUAGGUCUAUAUAAACAUAUCUCUUGUAACCAAUAUAUCAUCUCUGUUGUGAAUCGUUUGGUCUGCAGUAAACAAAUUGAUUGGGUUAACCACAGUAUUGGACAACACCAUCCAACUCUUUUUGUCAACACCUUUUACAUUCAUACAGCCAUCUUUAAAAGAAGGCAAACAUAGAGCUAUGAGGAGAGACUACAGACAUCUGGAUUGAUUUCUAAAGUAAAAACACUCAUAUUAAUCAUGCUAAGUUGAACAGAAGCAAAAAGAAUUAUCAACAACUUUGCAAAAACAAAACAAAAAAAGGGAAAAAAAAAAGGAGAAAAUAACUGCAAAGAGCUUUUCAUUCUGUCAAAGAAAUCAUGCUUAAAUCUGAAAAACAAGGAGGCUAAACAACAUCAAUGUCAAGAGUAGUAUUAAUACUAACAAUUAUAUCAACAGAAAUAUAUAUAUGUGUAUAUAUAUAUAUUUUUUCUCAAAACAACAAUCUUCCAUCUGAGAAAUAAAAGGUAGAUAAAUAUGAGUUAGAGGAAAUUGAGCGAGUGGAAACAUUGCACUGGAUCAGAUUGUGAGACACGCAUUAGUGCAGAUGUCAACUAACGUUAGCUUAGUUAACGGAGGUGAGCUAGGGUGCGAUGUGGAGAGAAGGCGGAGCUGAGAGAUGCUUGUGUCGGUGUCGGGUUAGCGGUGGACAGGAAUUAUUGCUCAGUGUCCGAGAGAGAUGAAGAAAAGAAAAAUGGGCAUGACUGCAGAGGAAGAGACAUGUUUUCUUUACGGGGGGGGGGGGGGUUACCCAACUAAAAUACAA